Ananas comosus (pineapple) is the source of this 1704-nucleotide messenger RNA. Its product is annotated as DEAD-box ATP-dependent RNA helicase 10-like. Bases 91 to 1407 code for a protein of 438 amino acids. Gene Ontology annotation, molecular function: nucleic acid binding; ATP binding; RNA helicase activity. The record is from RefSeq and is a predicted model, not a curated record. NCBI's taxonomy places the organism in Eukaryota, Viridiplantae, Streptophyta, Magnoliopsida, Poales, Bromeliaceae. The transcript is spliced from 13 exons.
UCCCGGCCCGCUUGGCUUUUGAGGAUUUUGGAAUCCAAUUCGGAAGGCGCAGCACCGCGCGGCGUGGUCGGCGGCGGUAGGAUAGCCAAGAUGGCUGACGGGAAGGAGGGGGGCAGCGGCAGGACGUUUGCCGACCUCGGGCUGCGCCGGGAACUGGUGGAAGCCUGCGAGAGUCUGGGGUGGAAGGCUCCCUCCAGGAUCCAGGCCGAGGCCAUCCCCUACGCCCUCCAAGGGCGAGACGUGAUCGGGCUGGCCCAGACGGGAUCCGGCAAGACGGCGGCUUUCGCCCUCCCCAUCCUCCAGGCGCUGCUGGUGGACCGGCGUCCCUCCCCCUUCUUCGCCCUCGUGCUCUCGCCCGCCAGGGAGCUGGCCAUCCAGAUCUCGGAGCAGUUCCAGGCUCUCGGCUCCGCGCUGGGUCUCAGGUGCUCCGCGCUUGUGGGUGGAGUAGACAUGAUGCGACAAGCAAUCUCUCUCGCAAGACGUCCUCAUAUUGUGGUUGCAACUCCUGGGCGACUCCUUGAUCAUUUAGCUAGUACAAAGGGAUUUAGCCUUCGCACAUUAAAAUACUUGGUCAUAGAUGAGGCUGAUAGGUUGCUCGACAUGGAUUUUGAAAGAGCCAUUGAUGACAUCUUGAAGGCUAUUCCCAAAGAACGUCAAACAUACCUCUUUUCAGCUACUAUGACUAAAAAGGUUAGCAAACUUCGGCGUGCGUGUAGAAAUCCAGUGAAGGUUGAGGCCGCUUCAAAAUAUUCUACUGUCGAUACACUUAAGCAACAGUACUGCUUGGUUCCUCAAAAAUACAAGGAUUGUUAUCUUUUUUAUAUUUUGACUAAGACGUCUGGAAGUGCAUCAAUGGUUUUCACACGCACUUGUAGAACUACAAGACUCCUGUCUCUGAUUCUAUGCAAUCUCGGGUUAAAAGCUACUCCCAUUAAUGGGGAAAUGAGCCAGGCUAAGAGAUUGGAAAGUUUGAACAAGUUCAAGACGGGAGAACGUAAUAUUCUGAUUUGUACAGAUGUCGCUAGUAGGGGUCUCGACAUUCCUUCAGUGGAUAUCAUUAUCAAUUAUGACAUCCCAACAAAUCCCAAGGAUUACAUCCAUCGUGUAGGUAGAACUGCACGUGCUGGACGAUCUGGCUUGGCAAUAUCUUUUGUAAAUAAUCUUGUGCUCGAGCGGAUUGGAUGGAUAGAACAGCUAAUUGGCAAAAAACUUACCAAUUAUCCAGUAGAGAAAGCAGUUCUGUCGUGGCAUGAGCACGUAUCCGAUGCCAAGAGAAUCUCGCAGAUGACAAUCAGUAAUAGUUCUGCCACCAAGAAGAGAAGAAGGGUGGAAGCUGAUGAUGCAGAGGCUGAGAGAUUUGCUACAAUGCGGAAGAGAACAAAGGUUUUUAAGAAACAAAAGAGGUGAUGCAGAACAAGACAAGCAUUCCAGGCGACAGAAACAUAAUGCUAAUUGAAGAGCUUUCUUUUUGCACUCUUUAACUUCAUUUAUUGCUGAUGCUACAUUUAUGCAUCAUUUAAUUAGUCGUAGCAUCGUUGUGUUCCUGCAUGGUCUGACUAUUCUUGGUAGAUUAUCAAUCUAAAUUAAUAGUUUUGAAGCUUUCUUUGAUGUGUUCGGUCCAAACUCUAAACUAGACUUUUUAAGCGGAUUCGUUUUGUUACAAUUGGUAAUUUUGUUACAUUCCAAUGGAUCUCUCAAGUUCUA